Betta splendens (Siamese fighting fish) is the source of this 3239-nucleotide messenger RNA. Its product is annotated as E3 SUMO-protein ligase ZBED1-like. Gene Ontology annotation, molecular function: protein dimerization activity. Lineage: Eukaryota; Metazoa; Chordata; Actinopteri; Anabantiformes; Osphronemidae. The record is from RefSeq and is a predicted model, not a curated record. The transcript has 4 exons. Bases 734 to 2275 code for a protein of 513 amino acids.
GAAAUACAGGGGAUAUCUUUAGAUAUUCAGCGAUGGGUCAAAAGAUCAAAAAUCGGGGAAAACAGGUGCAGGAGUGGUGUUGGAAAACAGCAGCAGAAGUCAGAGUCAGAACUGUGUUUUUGUAGUGGAGUGUGUUUGUAGUGGAGUUGGUAGCGAUCAGGGUGGCACUGAGGCGAGUGGAGCGUAGCAGGUGGAGGAGGGUUUUAUUCUGCAUUGAUCCUCUGUCAGAAUCAACCAAAGUAUCACCAGGACGUUUUAUUGACGUCUUGGAUUUAUUUACUAGAAAUAGUGAAACUGGAAAUAGUGAGAUUGUGUUGAUGUGGGUUCUGGGACAUGUGGGUAUUAAAGGGUGUAUUAAAGGGAGUGAGUGGAUAGAGUGGUGAAAUAAGCAACGGAGCAGGAGGCGGUUAGAGAAAAUGUUGGACUGCCAAGAGGUGAAGAGGAAAGCAUAAUUUAGGGGAAUAUUGUUAUUAUAAGGAGUGGCAGGAGGAGUUGGAUAGUUUGACUUGAUGGACAUAGACCUAAACGUAAUAUAAUAAACUCUAGAAGUUUUAUUUUACCAGAGCCUGGGAAUAUUUACAUAUUUACACAGACCCCACCCUGGUAUAAAACCAGGCUUAGCAGUGAGAGCAGAGUAGUGGGUGGAACAACAGCUGGGAGGAAGGUCCAGGUCGCCGCGGUACCAGAUCCAUCCACAGACGAUACGCUGAGAAGAAGCUGAACCAACUCUGAAAUGGCUCCAACGACAAGCCGUCCAUCCAGACAAAGGGCCAGCUCACCGAGAGAAGGGCGAGUCAAUAACCCACAUUCAGCAACAAGACGGGAACAAAUCAGACAGAGAUCAGGUUUGAUGUGUGGACGUCCUGUAGCUGGACAGACUGGAAGAAUGGUUGGAAGCCAAGACGUUCUGACCAAAGACCAACACUUGUUAAAGAUGAUGAUAUCAAAUCUGCUGUCCUUGGAUACAGCACAGAACACAAACUUUAUGGCUUUUGUCCGUGCACUUAAGCCCACUUUUCAGAUUCCUACAGAGCCUCAGAUGAAUUCACUGCUCCACAGUGUUUACAAGGAACAGGUGAAAAAGCUGCAGCAGGCCUUGGGCUCACCUGAGCACAUCGUGCUCUCAUGCGAGUUGUGGUCUUCAAGCCCUGAAGACUCCUACCUAACAGUGAGCUGCCACUUUGUGGAUGACCGUGGGAAACUCAAGUCCUUCAUGCUUAAGACGACAAGCAUGCUGGGAGAUGACUCUGCUGCCAGCAUUAAGAACCACCUCUCAGCUGUCAUGGAGGCUUGGAAGAUAGAGGAAAAGGUCCACGGGGUGGUCCGAGCUGGCUUACCCCAACUGAAGGGCAUUAAAACCAGUUGGCUGCACAUGCCAUGUUUUGCUGAUACUCUGAAUGUAAUAUUUAGAGACAUGAGGAAGAAUGAUAAGCUCUCAAACAUUCUCAAGAAGUGCCAGACCAUCAUCAGGUUCUUCAAGAACAACUCUGACAAAGAGCAAAGGCUCCAAGAGAUUAAAAAAUGUCCGGAUAUGAGGCACGGUAAACUGAUCCUGUACUCAGGGGACCAGUGGCUCGUCUGGUUGAACAUGCUGCAGCAACUGCAGCAACAGUACCCAGCCAUGUUGAUGGUGUUUGCAGAGUCAGAUAGGUCUGACCUAAAUUUGAGUGAAAAUGAAAUUAAGCUCAUAAACAACAUUGUUUCAGCUCUGCUUCAUCUCAGUAAAGCCACGUCAAAGAUGAAAACAGAAGGGUUUGACACCAUUGCACUCAUUGUGCCUAUUCAGGAGAUGCUCAUAAAAUCACUUGAAAAAGAGCAAAGUAACAACAAUGUUGCUGAGAUUUUACUGUCCCAUUGCAAAAAAGAGUUUGGUGACAUCAACGAAUCUAAACUGGCAACUAGCACAUUCCUUGACCCCAGAUAUAAAAACCAACUAGGAGAGGAAAACAAAAAGCUGGCAAGGAAAGAAAUAAUGAAAGCUAAGCAGGACGUGCCUCCGGCCAAGAUGACAAAAGUCCUGGACAGAUACAUGGCCUACAAGCCCACUGCAAAGGACUCAAACCCAUUGUCCUGGUGGAUCCACACAGGGAGGGAUAAAUUUGGUGAGUUAAGCAACCUCGCUCUGCAGAAACUCAGCAUUGUCUCCACUGCUGUGCCCUUGGAGAGGGCUUUCUGCCGUGCACCGGAUCGUUUCUCAACCCUCAGGAGCUCCCUCGAGCCAGAAAACCUGGACAUGACUUUGUUUCUACACAGCAACUGGUCUGAUAGCUCUUAGAUGCAAAUUCAUGGUGUUUUUAUGGAAAUGCCACCCACACAGUGACAGAGUCAGAGUCUCUGUCCCUGCUCAGUAAAAAAAAAAAAACACCAUGAAUGUGGCUCUGAAUGUGGAGCUUGUCUCGUGUUAGAGCUCACAUGCCUCACUUUACAUCUAUGUGGGGUUUCAUGAGUUAAAAAUGAAACAAACCUAUUUUUCAAAAUAAAAGUAGUCUUUCCUCAGUUUUAGACUUUCCAGUCUUUGUUUAGCUUGUUUUUUAGGUUUUUAAUCUUGUUUAAUAUUUGUCAUGUCAGAAACCUUAGAUUAUAUUUUAAAUUAAUUUCAUCCUGUUAAAUUGUGUUUCUUUUAAAUCAUGUCAGAAUAAAAUUGCCUUGGAUUGUGAACUAUCACAGAAAACUACAUGAUAGCAUUUUUGUUCUAAAAAUUAUACACAUAACACACUAUUGUUAAACUAUUCCUGCAAAUUACUAACUAACAAGCACUAACAACACUAACACGAGCAUGAGACUAGUACCACUACUGCUAGUACUACAGUAGUUCUACUUAUGAAAUUAAAACGUGGACAAACUGGAUCUCAAGUGUGGAUCACAGCGAUGCCGGUGUCGUGCCAGAAAGUGACUGUUGUCGACGUAAAAACAGCAUCUUAUUGGUUCUACUGGCCUCAGACAAGUGGUUAGAAUGAAUGUUUAUGACAUUUAUUAAUAUAAUCAAAGAGAAGUUAAGAUGAGGCAGAAAUAAGCUUCUUAAAAAAACAUCUUGGUUGUAAUCACUUUUAGGCAACAUGAAAACAUCAUCUUACUGGUUAAACUGGCCUCAGAAAGGUAGAGUACAUGCAGUUCAAUAAACUGGAUGUUUAUUAAUUUUAGUUAAACUGAGGCAGAAAUAAGCUUCUUAUCAAAAGAUAUUGGGCCCAAUCACGUUUUGGCAAAUUCAAAACCUUUUAGAGGUUCUAUUGGUCUAAUGC